Morone saxatilis (striped sea-bass) is the source of this 2021-nucleotide messenger RNA. Its product is annotated as aurora kinase A and ninein-interacting protein. Gene Ontology annotation, biological process: spindle organization. The record is from RefSeq and is a predicted model, not a curated record. The transcript is spliced from 4 exons. NCBI's taxonomy places the organism in Eukaryota, Metazoa, Chordata, Actinopteri, Moronidae. Gene Ontology annotation, cellular component: centrosome; spindle pole. The coding region runs from base 114 to 1400 and encodes 428 amino acids.
GGAGGUUUCUGAACAAACACAGCUCGUUAAUCCACUUAGAUACGUUUAAAUACGAGUAAAGGAAAGCUGAACUCAUUCCUGUGCAGUUUUAUGAGAUCACUUCACUCUCCAUCAUGAAGACUUCCAAACCAGCACUGAAGAGCUCUGCUCAAGAGGAAUGUGGUGUUUGGUUGGACACUGCGCAACUAAAACGAAAAGCUAAACAGAAACGACUCGCCCGUCCCAUUUCUAAACUGCUGAAUCCCUUCGCUGAGGGCGGAGGAUACAAUUUGGCUGUGGCACUCAACUUCACUCAGACCAAAUUGGAAAUGCCAAAGACCAAACAGAGCUCUAUAUCAACCUUCUUCACCGCUCAGCGCAGAGUUCUCAAUAAGAUGUCUACUUCUGAAGUACCAGUCAUGGAUCCAGCGCUGCCUUCUUCAUCAUCUACCUCGUCCACAUGUGCCUUGACUGCACCAACACCUGUAGCAUCAGGAACAAAACGAAGACGUGAAAUAGAUCUUGAGCCUGGUCUGGAUUGUGAGUGGAAAAGUGAAAAUGUUACUGAGCCUGAAGCAGCGGUGUGGCAGGAACAGGCAGCAGACCAUACACCUUCUCAAAAUGUGUACAGUGAAUUUGAAGAAGAGCCGUUUGAAGAGAUAAAUCCACCACAGAGUAAGAGGAGGAUCACUGCCACCUCAUCAGUGCCAGAUGACAGUCAACCUCUUCCACUGGCGUGGAGUCAGGACCCACUGUUCACCUGCAGCCAGUAUUCUGAAGGUGAAUUUUACCCGACUAACCAGAAAAACACUACAGCAAAGAACUCUGGCGACUCAGAGCCGAGUUUCUUUAACAGUCUACAAAACGAGGAGGCCUUUGGUGUUCAUAUGGAUGUGGAAUGGAGAACCUCGACUCAAAAAUCAUAUAAACACGUUCAUUGUUCUCAGGAGGAUGAUGACAAAGAAAACAGCAGGUUUUUGUCUUUUAAGUCCCCAAGUAAACAUUCAGCUCUCUCUCAUAUUGACCCUCUUUCAAGUCAUAAAUGGACAGAACCAAAAACUGCAUCACCUCGAAAACAUAUUCCAGUGCACCUGUGGUCAAAGGCUGAUAAAGAAGACAGCCAUGACUCACAGUUCGAGUGGAAAAAACCUAGAAGCUCUGCCCUAAAAAAACUAACCCCGCAGAAGUCGUGCAGAGCGGUUGAUGAGGACAGUCUGGCCAUGUUGUUCACCCAGGACUCUGAGGGCUUCAGGGUGAUAGCGCACAGAGGUCUGCAAACCAGGAGUCCACUCAAAGAUCAGAGUAACAUAAAGACUGAAACGGUGAGAACUAGUGCUUACAAAUCUCUGGUGGAGGAGGACGAGGAAGACGAGAUGCUCUUUACUCAAGACUCUCAGGGAAAUCUGGUGAUCAAACACUGAAAGCAGCUUUUGAAACUCAGUAGCAGGAGUCUUAUGUUGUUAUAGUCUGGCAGUGGAUAAUUGCUCUCAACUUUUUAAUGGCAUUUAGAUGUUUUUCCCUGUUUCAUCUUUAGAUCUUGUAUUUUCCUGGAGGUUUUAAUAAAAUGUUCUUCCUCUUUCGGUCUCUAAUGCGGAAAUGUCGUACAAGGUGCAACUCUCUCGUGCAACAACACCAACAAGCAAGAACUGAGGGUUUUGAUUUUAUUUGAAAAAUGAUACACAAUUACAUCAAAUUGUUUUCAUGUAAAUUAAAAGUUUGGAAAAGUAUUAGUGGUGUACAGUAUCUUCUCCCUUAUGCUGGUGCCAAGUGCUACAUCUUACAAAACAGAGUGAUGUACAAAUAUAGAGACUAAAGGUAAUGGGUACUACAGUUAGUAUUUUAAGGUGUAUAAAUGCAGUACAGUAACUUAGUAAAAAUUAGUAGCCAUGUAUUUAGUUGAUUGUUUCGAUCAAGUUGAUUUAACGUCUCCUGACAUUGUUACAUCCAUCUAUGCGGAUAGAUUAUGCUUCACAUACAGUACUAUGCACUAGCAAGACUGUGACCUGGUAAUGCAAAAUAUAGUGAACCGUGCUGCAUAAACU